AUGGCCUUACCACGGAUCGACACAGAGCUCCACAGCCUCCGCUCCGCAAGCAUUCGCCGAUUCCACUAUCAUUCUUGCGUCUCCCGCAUUUCUCCCUCGCACCAGAUACACAUUAUACUUUCCAAGCUCUCAAUUAACGUGUCUCAGCCUUCCAACCUCGCGAUCUCAGAUCCACCUACCUCAGCCCCCACCUCAGCUUCCACCACCGCACCCCAACCUAAGCCCACAUCCGCAUCCGCAAUGGGCGAGACAAACGGCAGCUCUAGCACGCCUCUUGGCGAUUUAAACAAUAUCUCCGCAGGCCAGGUUCGCCCCGGCGGUGCGCCCGCACGGGUCUACCUCAAUGAGAAGGUCGUGCCGUAUCUGCUUGACGGGAUGAAGUCUGUUGCGCGGGACCAACCUGCCAACCCUCUCCGCGUGCUCGGCGAGUUCCUGCUCCAAAAGAGCAAUGAGGUAGAGGGCGAGACCAAGAAGGACGCGGAGUAA
Messenger RNA from Penicillium paradoxum, 486 nucleotides. Its product is annotated as DPY30/SDC1 family protein. The coding region runs from base 1 to 486 and encodes 161 amino acids. NCBI's taxonomy places the organism in Eukaryota, Fungi, Ascomycota, Eurotiomycetes, Eurotiales, Aspergillaceae. The transcript has 3 exons. The record is from RefSeq and is a predicted model, not a curated record.